AUGACAAUUGGCCUAAUUGUCAAUUGGGAGGAUAUUGCUAAUGAAUAUUUGCAAAUUUUAAAUAACCCUAAAAAUACUUCUAUUUCAAAUCCUAAUAUACAUUACCAUGUUAAAAAUAACUAUUCAUCUCAAAAGAUCGGUAGAAUUGUAACAUUAAUGCAUAAAGAGAAAUCAUCAAAUAAUUGGAAACCUGUAGCUUUAAAAGAGAGAUUAUACUAUAUUAUCACAGAGAAGCAUCUGGCUGUUGGACAUGGAGGCGCAAGAGCUACUUAUAAACAAGUAUCAGAUAAAUAUUAUGCUAUAAGGCCUAUUAUUAGCAAGUUUUUUAUGCAAUGGCUUCAGAGCCGCAUUCUUACUGAUAAAUGUGCAGCAAAGGUGGCUGUGUUCUUGUUUGAUAUCUUUACUGUAUUUGGACUGCUGAUCUUUCUUCAAAGUGAUAAUGGGC
Molecule: messenger RNA, 445 nt
Organism: Racocetra persica
Lineage: Eukaryota; Fungi; Glomeromycota; Glomeromycetes; Diversisporales; Gigasporaceae
Source: the annotation of a GenBank genome assembly